This is a messenger RNA of Dipodomys ordii (Ord's kangaroo rat), 2454 nucleotides long. RefSeq names its product protocadherin gamma-A9-like. Gene Ontology annotation, biological process: homophilic cell-cell adhesion. Lineage: Eukaryota; Metazoa; Chordata; Mammalia; Rodentia; Heteromyidae. Bases 1 to 2454 code for a protein of 817 amino acids. Gene Ontology annotation, molecular function: calcium ion binding. Gene Ontology annotation, cellular component: plasma membrane. The transcript has a single exon. The record is from RefSeq and is a predicted model, not a curated record.
AUGGCUGCGCCAACGGAACGUCAGUAUUGCAGAAGACUGACCCUCUUAUGCGCGCUCCUGGGGACGCUGUGGGAGGCCAGGGCCAGUCAAAUCCGCUACUCGGUGCCGGAAGAGAGAGAAAAGGGCUACAUCGUGGGGAACAUCUCCAAGGACCUGGGACUGGAGCCCCGGGAGCUGGCGCAGCGCGGAGUCCGCAUCGUCUCCAGAGGUAGGACGCAGCUUUUCUCUCUCAACCCGCGGAGCGGCAGCUUGGUCACCGCGGGCAGGAUCGACAGGGAGGAGCUCUGCGCCCAGAGCCCCCGGUGUCUCGUAACCUUUAAAGUCCUGGUUGAGGACAGAGUGAAACUUUACGGAAUAGAGGUAGAAGUAACUGAUAUCAACGACAAUGCUCCAAAAUUUGAGGCCGAAAACCUGGAAGUGAAAAUUAGUGAAAUCGCCGCUCCUGGCGCGCGCUAUCCACUCCCAGAAGCUGCUGACGCGGAUGUGGGCGUGAACUCCCUGCAGAGCUACCAGCUCAGCCCCAACCACCACUUCUCUCUGGAUGUGCAAACCGGAGACGACGGAACCUUAAACCCAGAGCUGGUGCUGGAGCGAGCCCUGGACAGAGAGGAAGAGGCCAUUCACCACCUGGUCCUCACCGCCUCCGAUGGCGGCGACCCUCGCCGCUCCAGCACAGUGCGCAUCCAGGUGACAGUGUUGGAUACAAACGACAAUGCCCCGGUUUUUGCUCAGCCCAUGUACCGAGUCAAAGUCCUUGAGAAUGUGCCCCCGGGCACCCUGCUGCUUACAGUUAGAGCUAGUGACCCGGAUGAGGGAGCCAAUGGAAAAGUGGUGUAUAAAUUCCGCAAAGUUAAUGAAAAACAAUCUCCCUUAUUCCAUCUUGAUGAAGAUACUGGGGAAAUCUUUGUAGCAAAACCUCUAGAUUAUGAAGAAUGUUCUUCAUAUGAAAUGGAAAUGCAGGCCGAAGAUGGUGGAGGAUUGAAGGGGAGAACCAAAGUGCUAAUUAUGGUGGAAGAUGUCAAUGACAACAGACCGGAAGUGACCAUUACCUCUCUAUUUAGCCCAGUAAGAGAAGAUGCUCCUCCAGGAACAGUACUCAUUCUUUUCAAUGCGCAUGACCAAGACUCAGGGAAGAAUGGUCAAGUUGUCUGUUCUAUUCAGGAAAAUCCAUCUUUUAAAUUAGAAAAUUCAGGAGACGAUUAUUAUAGAUUGUUGACAACCCAAAACCUUGAUCGAGAAAUGGCAUCUGAAUAUAACAUUACAGUGACUGCAACAGACAGAGGAACCCCAUCCCUAUCCACAGAAGUUCAUGUUACCCUGUAUGUGACUGACAUCAACGAUAAUCCUCCUACCUUCUCUCAAGCCUCCUACUCAGUCUACCUCCCAGAAAACAACCCCAGAGGCACCUCCAUCUUCUCUGUGACUGCCCAUGACCUGGAUGACAAUGAGAAUGCUAAGAUUACUUACUCCUUGGUGGAGGACACCAUCCAGGGGGCACCACUAUCCUCAUAUAUCUCCAUCAACUCUGACACUGGUGCACUCUAUGCAUUGCAGUCUUUUGACUAUGAGCAGUUUCAACAUCUGCAAAUGCAGGUGAAGGCACAUGAUAAUGGGAACCCACCACUCAACAGCAAUGUGUCCCUGAAUCUCUUCCUGCUGGAUCAGAAUGACAACACUCCCAAGAUCCUGUACCCGGCCCUCCCUACAGAUGGCUCUACUGGAGUGGAGCUAGCACCCCGAUCUGCAGAGCCUGGUUAUCUGGUGACCAAGGUGGUGGCAGUAGACAGGGACUCAGGACAGAAUGCCUGGCUGUCCUACCGCCUGCUCAAGGCCAGUGAGCCAGGACUCUUCAUGGUGGGGCUACACACAGGUGAGGUGCGCACAGCAAGGGCCUUUCUGGACAGAGAUGUGCUCAAGCAGAGCCUGGUGGUGUCUGUGCAGGACCAUGGUCAGCCCCCUCUCUCAGCCACUGUCACGCUCACCAUCGCAGUGGCUGACAGCAUCCCUGAUGUCUUGGCAGACUUGGGCAGUAUCAAGACUCCUGAUGACCUGGAGGACUCUGAUCUUACACUCUACCUGGUAGUGGCAGUAGCUGUGGUCUCCUGUGUCUUCUUGGCCUUUGUUCUUGUGCUGCUGAUGCUCAGGAUACGUCGCUGGCACGCCUCAAGUAUGCUGCAGACUACAAAUGGCAGGUUGACUGGUGUGCCUGCCUCACACUUUGUGGGUGUGGAUGGGGUGCAAGCUUUCCUGCAGACAUAUUCCCAGGAGUUUUCUCUCACAGCUGACUCUGGAAAGAGCCACCUAAUCUUCCCUCAGCCCAACUAUGCAGACAUGCUCAUCAGCCAGGAAAGUUGUGAGAAAAGUGAGCCUCUGGGUGAUUCAGUUGACUCCAGGUUUCCUAUUGAAGACACUCCUUUGGUUCCUGUGAGUUCUAUUUUUUCUUUCUGUUUAUGA